This is a messenger RNA of Symbiodinium sp. CCMP2592, 1158 nucleotides long. The record is from the annotation of a GenBank genome assembly. NCBI's taxonomy places the organism in Eukaryota, Dinophyceae, Suessiales, Symbiodiniaceae.
AUGCUGCGCAUCCGCUGGGCCUCUGGCACUGAGCUCGCAGCCAUCGCCUGGGGCCAGUUCUCGGAGAGGACUGACGACACUGCGCAGCCCACGGUCGCAGCCCUGAAAAGAAGGCUGCAAUGUCUCUGUGGAUACUCGCGCUUCCGACAGCGCCUUCUCGGCGACGAUGGGGUUCUGACUGAGAAUUCACCGCUGGACACGCUGUCGGAUGUUCAGUUUGUCCUCGUGAACUUCCAGCCGCCUUUGGCGAGUGAUUGCCUCGCACUUGUGGCCGCAGCAAAGGACAACAACUUGAAGGACCUGGAGGUCUUGCUGCAACGACCUCUGAAUCCCAAUGUGAUGGAUGCGAACGGGGAGGUCCCCUUGGGCGGGGCAGCUUGCUUCGGGAAUCCAGAAGCAGCCCUCCUGCUGCUUGAAGCGAGUGCAGACGUAGAGACGCCCAUGAGCGACGGCGCGACACCACUGGUGAUCGCAUCCCAGAAUGGCUAUGUGGAUUUCGUGCAGCUGCUGCUGGAGGCAAGGGCUGACCCAAACCGGGCACUUCCGCAACAAGGUGCCUCUGCACUGCACAUAGCCUGCCAAAAUGGUCAUCUUGAAGUGGCACGCCUGCUGCUGGAUGUGGGUGCUGAAGUGAACAAAACCAUGAAUGAUGGAACAGCCGCACUGUUUCUGGCUUCUCAGCAAGGAUAUCUGGAGAUUGUUCAGAUGCUGCUACAGCAGGCUGCUGAUGCUAACAUGGUUAACGAAAGCAUGGGGUCUAGUCUCGUGGUGGCUUGCGAAGACGGGCAUCUCGACGUAGCUCGAACAUUACUUGAAGCUCGUGCUGACCAAAGAGCUACGGAUGAUGGCACCACGCCACUCUUUGUUGCAGCCCAGAAUGGACACCUGGCUGUAGCCAGUCUCAUGCUUCAGUUUGGGGCCAACAUCGAGCUGCCCAUCGAUGAUGGGGCGACACCUCUUCUCGUCGCAUCUUGGAACGGCCAUUCGGAGGUCGCUCGGGUGCUGCUGGAUGCACGCGCUGACAUCAAUGUCUCGCAGGAUACUGGUGCCACUCCUUUACAUGCUGCCUGCACGAACUGCCACGGAUCGGUCAUAAAGCUUUUGUUGGAGGCCAGAGCGGAUGUGCAUGGAUACUUGCGAGGCUCGGGGAUGUGGUGA